Durio zibethinus is the source of this 1405-nucleotide messenger RNA. Its product is annotated as ras-related protein RABH1e. Gene Ontology annotation, molecular function: GTP binding; GTPase activity. NCBI's taxonomy places the organism in Eukaryota, Viridiplantae, Streptophyta, Magnoliopsida, Malvales, Malvaceae. The record is from RefSeq and is a predicted model, not a curated record.
AUUGCCAUCAGCAUCACUCCCACCAGGACUUCGUGGAUGAGCCAUUUGAAACGACUUCUUCAUGGUGAAGCUCUUCCUGCAAAUAUGUUAAUCUAAAACUCUCGCUUACAAGCAAAAAUAGAGAGAAGAAAUUGAAAAAUGGCGACAGUGUCCCCUCUGGCGAAAUACAAGCUGGUAUUCUUAGGCGAUCAAUCCGUUGGCAAGACCAGCAUCAUCACCCGCUUCAUGUACGAUAAGUUCGACACCACUUACCAGGCCACUAUAGGAAUUGAUUUUUUGUCAAAAACAAUGUAUCUUGAAGAUCGAACAGUUCGAUUGCAGCUUUGGGAUACUGCUGGGCAGGAGAGAUUCAGGAGUCUUAUUCCAAGUUAUAUUAGAGAUUCUUCAGUUGCAGUAGUUGUCUAUGAUGUAGCUAAUAGGCAAUCAUUUUUAAACACUUCUAAGUGGAUUGAAGAGGUACGCACAGAACGAGGCAGUGAUGUCAUUAUCGUCCUUGUUGGGAACAAAACUGAUUUGGUUGAUAAAAGGCAGGUUUCUAUAGAGGAAGGUGAUAACAAGGCUCGUGAAUUUGGAGUCAUGUUCAUAGAAACCAGCGCAAAAGCAGGAUUCAACAUCAAGCCUCUAUUCCGCAAGAUUGCUGCUGCCUUACCAGGGAUGGAAACGCUUUCUUCAACAAAACAGGAAGACAUGGUUGACGUGAACUUGAAGCCCACCGUCAAUUCAUCCCAGAAGACAGAGCAGCAAGGAGGGGGUUGUGCGUGUUAAGAGAAAUGUAUUUACUAAUAACCCAAGAGAGAAAAGUAAGCAUUCAAGCAGUUGAUUCAACCAUCAAAUACCCAAGUAAAUUUAGCAAACACGGUAAAGGAUUUUGGUCGUGCGGUAGAUUGUUUUCAUCUCUUAAUGUUAUUUUCCUCAUAGUUUACGGAACUUUUCUUCAACUCUUCUUCCAUGCAUCGCAUAGUAAGUAGAGUAAAACUAUUUUAUUUGUCUCAGAAAUUUCCGUCUAGGAUAGCCAUUCAUUGUGUGAUUGGGAUUGGGGUUUUUAACGUUCAAAAUUAUUCUUUUAUGAGAAUUUUCUACACAUUCCAUUCUAUAUAAAAUGAUACUGAAAAUGAAAGCAUUGUUCUGCGUAAAAGGUUACAUUAUAUCUGGUAUUGUUUUUUUUUCUAGAAAAAUAAGUGCUUACAAGGUGGGGUGGGGCAACAAACUACAUUUUAAAAUGAUAAAAGACGAGAAUUUUGACCAUAAUUUGGAUAGAAAGAGUGAUUAACAGCUCAAAGUUUCACAGCUUGAGAAGAUCCAAGGUUUUGGACUUUUGGGUUAAAUGUUUAACCAAAUCCAAGUCCACCCCGACAACCAGUGCCCUUUGAGAUUGACAGCCAUCAUCGAGUCAUAAAGAUAAAAG